Metarhizium acridum CQMa 102 is the source of this 1293-nucleotide messenger RNA. The record is from RefSeq and is a predicted model, not a curated record. NCBI's taxonomy places the organism in Eukaryota, Fungi, Ascomycota, Sordariomycetes, Hypocreales, Clavicipitaceae.
AUGGGCAAAUCGUCCAAAGACAAGCGCGAUGCGUACUACCGCCUCGCCAAAGAACAAGGCUGGCGGGCCAGAAGCGCCUUCAAGCUCCUCCAGCUCGACGAAGGUCCGUCACGACUCCCCCCCCCUUCCAGCCCCGUCACACCACGGCUAACGUCCCCAGAAUUCAAUCUAUUCGCCAACGUCUCCCGCGUAGUCGACCUCUGCGCCGCGCCCGGCUCCUGGUCGCAAGUGCUGUCGCGGGUGCUCAUCGAGAACGAGCAGUUCGGGCUGAGGUCGUGGCAGGACGGCGAAGCGCACCUCCGGCGCUCCAUGCUCUCCGUCUUGCCGGCGUCCACGACGCCCGGCGGCAAGGAGGCCGUCGAGGCCGCCAUUGCCGCACAGCACGCGGCGUCGCGGCCCAGGGACGACGUCAAGAUCGUGGCGAUUGACCUGCAGCCCAUUUCUCCGCUGGCGGGCAUCACGACGCUGCAGGCCGACAUCACGCACCCCGCGACGGUGCCGCUGCUCCUCGGGGCGCUGGACCCGGGCUACGACGCGCAGCGUGCGGCGGCCGAGGGCAAGGCCUCGCACCCCGUGGACCUGGUGCUGAGCGACGGCGCGCCCGACGUGACCGGCCUGCAUGACUUGGACAUCUACGUGCAGAGCCAGCUGCUUUUCGCGGCGUUGAACCUGGCGCUGUGCGUGCUGAAGCCGGGCGGCAAGUUUGUGGCCAAGAUUUUCAGGGGGAGGAACGUCGAUGUGCUGUAUGCGCAGCUCAAGAUCUUUUUCGAAAGGGUGGUCGUGGCGAAGCCCAGAAGUUCGAGGGCGAGCAGCAUGGAGGCCUUCAUCGUGUGCUUGAACUUCAGGCCGCCCAUGGGCUUCCAUGCAAGUUUAGAAGAGCCUCUGGGUGUGGGACAAAGGUUGGACAAGAUGGUCAAGGAGAGGGAGCUGCAGUUGCCUGUUGUAGCUCACGCGGCCAUGCAGAAUCCGCAGACUGGCGCAUGGGAUUGCACCCCAGCAUCGGUCAUGGGUGUAAAUGCCCUCGAUUCUUCCGGUAUCACGGAGCUUGAAGUCUACGACGAGACGAAAAAUAUCGACGGCAGUGGCAAUGGCAGCAACAACCAAGGCAGCGACAGAAGUACGCGAUGGAUUGCGCCGUUUGUUGCUUGUGGAGAUCUAUCAGCCUUCGACUCUGAUGCAUCCUAUCUGCUCCCUGAGGACCAUGUCUCUCUGGAUCCUGUGCAGCCUCCCAUUGCGCCGCCAUACAAACGAGCCGUUGAAUUGAGAGCUGCACAGUCCAAGGCCGUACGCUAA